ACUGUAGGGAUAUUAUAAGGUAUUGACCAUUUGUAUUUCAAUAUGGAGGAACGAAGAAUAUUUCUGAAUUAUGUUGGGAAUAUUUUGUCGAUAGAUAUCGUUUUCACUUCUCCGAAGAAAUAGUCCGUCCGUAUAAAGCCUCUUGCCUUCGUCAGCAGCGAUCUUUCCAGUCGCAUGUCGAAGUUGGGAACAGAUCAUGUCUAACGAUUCUGCUGAUUACAGAGAUCGAGACCAUGGGGGACCAGAGGGGAUGGAGCCUGAUGGUGUCAUUGAGAGCAACUGGGAUGAGAUAGAGAACUUUGAUGACAUGAACCUGAAGGAGAUAAGGGAAACGUAUGCCUAUGGGUUUGAAAAGCCAUCAGCCAUUCAGCAGAGGGCAAUCAUGCCUUGCAUCGACGGCUUUGUCAUUGCACAAGCACAGUCUGGCACUGGCAAAACUGCCACGUUUGCCAUCUUUAUCCUGCAGGAGACCGCAUUGGUGGCCCUGCUCUCAGCCACCAUGCCUGCGGACGUGCUGGAGGUGACCAAGAAGUUCAUGCGAGACCGCGUCCUGGUGAAGGAGGAGCUCACCCUGGAGGGCAUCACGCAGUUCUACAUCCACGUAGAGCGAGAGGAGUGGAAGUUGGGACACGCUGUGCCACCUGUACGAGACUGUCCAUCACCCAAGGCGGUCAUCUUCCUCAACACCAUGAGGAAAGUGGACUGGCUGCAGAAGAUGCAUGCCUGGGAUUUUACGGUGUCUGCCCUGCAUGGUGACAUGGACCAGAAGGAGAGGGCCCUGAUCAUGAGGGAGUUCAGGUCCGGCUCCAGCAGAGUGCACAUCACUACAGACCUUCUGGCCUGUGGAAUUGACGUACAGCAAGUUUCCCUGGUCAUAAACUAUAAAGAGGACAAGCGGAUUCUUCGAGACAUCACAACACGACUGGCGAAACUGCCCAUGAAUGUGGCAGACAUGAUCUGAGCCUUCUGGGUUUGACCUUUCACACGCAGCAAUGGUGGUCAACAUCUCCCAAGUUGCCGAUACUCGGGGAAACUCUUUUCAAAUGUUAAACCUUGAAUCUGAUUUGCCCUUAACCCUUGUUAAGCGAGGUGCUGUCAAUGUUGGUCGCUCUUGGACAGUUGUAGAUUCUGACAGUUGGAGCUGCGAUGGUGUUUUUUGUUGGCUGUUCAUCCUUUAGUAAUGAUCUACUUGUGAACAAAAGAGGUGCUGUAUUAAGUUUGCAAAUUGUUAUACAUGCAUAUGUGAAGUCUUUAGUGUAGAGCCAGAUUGUAUUGUCUGGUAUAGAUUUGUAUUUGCCUUUUUCCACUGCCUGUUAAUGCUUCUCAGGUUGGCAGAAUAUAAGUGCUGUUUUACAAAUAAAAUACAUCACUCUUUC
Osmerus eperlanus (European smelt) is the source of this 1376-nucleotide messenger RNA. RefSeq names its product eukaryotic translation initiation factor 4A2 (gene eif4a2). The record is from RefSeq and is a predicted model, not a curated record. Gene Ontology annotation, molecular function: RNA helicase activity; RNA binding. NCBI's taxonomy places the organism in Eukaryota, Metazoa, Chordata, Actinopteri, Osmeriformes, Osmeridae.